Molecule: messenger RNA, 27579 nt
Organism: Porites evermanni
Lineage: Eukaryota; Metazoa; Cnidaria; Anthozoa; Scleractinia; Poritidae
Source: the annotation of a GenBank genome assembly
AAUUCGAGAAGUUAUGGUUUUAGUAUCAACUUUCGAGUUUACUGCUUCCCUGUGAAGACAAAACUAGCGUUUUACGCAGAAUUGAAGGUAAUUUGUAUGAAACCAAUCACUCCAAUGCCCCAUGCUGGAGGCCUUCACCCUGCAAAAAAAAGCGCCAGAACAGCUGUCUCUAAUUCUUCCAAUUCAGAGACAACGUUUCUCUAAAACUUCGAGACUGUGGUUUAGCAAAGUGCGAUGAAACUACCCAUAGUGUUUACUGAGCUCGUGGAUACAUAUUUUUCAUUCAGAUAAAUUUGAAUCAUCAAAGCUGGCUUUGCAAGCCUGUUUUACAUGUAUGCUCUGGUGCUCUCAUCAGUGGUCCAUUCGAAAAUAAGGAAUAAAGUGACGGAUUAGUGAAAAUGCAACAAAACUAUUUUUUCUUUGGAAUCCAUUUUUUUUCUUAAUGGCGGAUUUUUCUCCCAAAAAGGUUCUAUCAGAAAUAUGCUGCAUCAUCAUUACAAAUGUGUACAUACAUAGUACAGACAUAUCAUAAUUAGAAAUGGUAAAAGGACUCAAUCGAGUACAAGUCAGGGAGUUAUAGGGCAAGUAAUUUCAAAUCAGGUGAGAGCGAUGCACAAGUCCAGUUGAGUAUUAUUGUUUAUGCGAGCUUGCAAAGCAGGCGUAUUUCGCUUCACAGUCCAAGUGAUGAUUCUAUUGUUGUGACCAACGCUCCCUCUCCAUUAUGGAUGUUGAAACUGACAGAGGGAGAGGUUGAUCUACCCCUUCUCCCUUAGUUUUUAAAUUUCUUUCAAGAUGGCAGUUGUGGUAGAUGGAGUGGGCUUUUGUAACGUUUUUUUUUCUGGAAUGAUCUUUGAAUCUUAUUUAAUCUCCUCAAGAGCCAAAACUUUCAAUUGUGGAAUGAGAAGUUUCAGAACUCUCUAAGCUACUACAUUGCACUAUGGUUACUGUCAUUUGCAGUGCUUCAUGGGAACUUGGAUGCGCACUUGAGGGUUGUUUGGAAGACAAUAGUGUUAUGCAACCCUGUUCUAUUUUGAGAUUUAACUGAAAGCAAAUUAUUACUUUUGUCACUGUAAAGUUUGUAACAUAAGGAAACAGCACCCAAUAUCCCACUUUGGGUAAUAAUAAACAUAAGAAUUUCUCAAUAUCCUGGCCUAUCCUCUGGAAGAUGUAUUUUCUCUCAAAUACCCUUCAUUUGCCCCCUAAUCCACACCUUGUCCAAGGGUUGGGGGGAUAGAAGAACAGGGGUUUAUGUCAACCCUUGUUUCGCAUGUAAGCCACUAGAAAAUUGCCAAGAUGCAAUUGCCAUGGUGUACAAUCAAUAAUCAAGAAAGGUUUCUUUUUUGUUGCUUGUUGUCACUGUGUCAUGGUUUCAUCUUCAUCAUUAAUGAUAAAAAUUGAUUUAGUAGAUGGAAGUUUCAUCGCUUUAAUUUGUUACUAAAAUAUACCUUGUUUUUUUUUUUCACAGGAUAGAAUAAAUUUACAACCAUCAGCUAUCACCAUGAUUUGUUCUCAUUAUUGUGAUUUUAAUGAAACCUUAACAAGUCAUACAUCCACGGAUUCUGGCUUGCCAAGAUGCAUUAUGGGCACUGUACCCCCUGUUGUUCUUCUCCUCUUUAUCUUCUUUCUAUUUCUGCUUCAACUGUGGAAAAAAAGAAAGAUCCGUGCCGAAAGCAAUCGACAUACUUUGUUAUCUGAUGAGGAAUCGCCAUCUGUUCAGGAAAUUGUAAGAGAAGAACACAAGACACGUAACUCCGUAUUGAAUUGUAAGCGUCUUGAUGGACAUUGUGACUUUGAAGACACUUCCAUGCAGUUUAUUGCAAACCCCUCUUAUUUAAUCCAUGGAGACAAUCGCACAUCAUUUUUGUUCACAUUUCAACAGUUCUUACACAUCAUCCUUUUGUUUAUUCCUGUUAUUGAUAUCAUAACAAAGGCUACCAUUGCGCCUGACAGAAUACAAGGAUAUGUCAUUGUUAAUGACGCUAGCAUGUUCAUUACUUGGAUGUUAGGAUUUUUUGCUCUGCGUGCGGAGUGUGCACAGUAUUUUAAGGCUCACAUUAGCAGGCAUUCCCUUGGAAUGCUCAUGUUCUGGACUUUGGCAUUUGUCAAGGAGAACUUGUCCUUCAUCUCAUGGCACAAUCCUCACUGGUGGUUUGGCAGGAAUACAAGGAUCCACGAAGCAGAAUUUGGUUUGUUUGUGUCACGCUAUACCAUCAUGGCUCUGAUCUUUCUGUUUGGAAUGUUGGGACCAGGGCUUUAUCGUCCACCCAUAUCACAAGUAUCAGUCACAGAAGAAACAACAUUUCUGGAAGGAUCCGCGGUAGGGAAAAUUCUUUCUGCAUAUUCUCUCUUCAUGCGAGAAACCAAUACAGUAAAAUACCAUGGCAAAUAUUCAACCUAUUGCAAAUAGGUAGUUGAAAGACUGAAGGUGGGUACACAUCAGGGGACAAGUUGCAGCAACAUGUCGCAGCAACAGAUUAUUGCUUCAUGUGUGUACUAGAGAAUUUUUGUGAAAAUGUUUGUCUCUGCAACAGAUUUUUUUCACAGCAACAUGUUGCAAAAACUCAAAUCAGACAUAAUUUGUGUGACUUGUUGCAGUGACAAAAUUCUGUUGCAGAGACAAAGAUUUUCACAAAUUAUUUCUUCAGUACACACGAAGCGAUUUGUCACUGUCACCAUAACAUGUUGCUGCAACUAGUCACUGGACCUGUACACACCGAGUGAUCUGUCUCCGCGACUUGUUGCUGCAACUUGUCGCCUGGUGUGUACUGACCUUUGAGAUCAUUACAUCACAACCAUUAGUAGCCGGGAACCAGCUUUUUUGGCAGGCUACUGCUGUUAAAUCAGCCGGCUAUUUAAAGUUUCUAAAUAAGUCAAACAUUACAAACACUGGAGAAUUUGUAGGAUAAAUGACCGAUUGCUUUUCCUAAGAGACCGGCUAUUUGAAACUUUAAUGACAGCCCUGAGCCAACCUGAGUGUACCAAGUACGGCAUGUCUUGGUUAUUUUAUUGUAAUUUUCAAAAGGUCUGGGAGUAGAGAUACACAGUAUUUUUAUGCUUUUCAACACUCACCAGUUGCUGAUCUUAUUCUUUAAGGCAACUGACCGUCGUGGACAGUCAGCCUUCAAAGAUAUCUGGCACAAAACAAAGAUGUUGUGGCCCUUCUUAUGGCCUGCAGACAGGUAAUAAUAAUAAUAAUGAUAAUAAUAAUAAUAAUAAUAAUACGUUAUACAUAAUAAUAAUACAUCCAUUAAGGUAGUCGAGGAGCUCUCUUAGGAUAAAGACUUAGAGCUUGAAACUGCCAGAAUGUGGAAAAAUGGAAACAGAGACAAUACCAGUUGCUAUUGGGGCGCUUGGGGUCAUUAAGAAGGGACUGGAAAAGUGCGUUGACAGAAUUCAAGGAACAACUGGCAUCAGCGAGGUCCAAAAAAUCACUCUUCUGGGAACAAAUAGUCCACAUCCUCAGAAAGGUCCUGUCAAUCAAGUAAACUCUUUGGUACCCAAGGUCCAUGGUUUGGACUCAGUGCUUCUGAGACUAAACAACCAAGCCAAAAAUUACAAUAAUUCCCUGAUAAUAAUAAUGAUGAUGAUGAUGAUUUACACUUUGUAAAAGCUUAUUUUUCAUUAAUUAACAGCAGAAUAUUGACAUAAAAAUCUCUUAGCCCUUCUUCUCCCUGGGUAAAAAAUAUAUUAUUUAACAAUAAAAUAUCAAUUCAAGAGGCCCUAGUCAUCAAUAAAUAUUAUUGUAACAAAUUACAUAGAGGAUAUUACAUGGUGGCGUGAAGAUAUGACUUUUAUUUUCAAGUGGCAAAACAAUAUUUUACGAACGAGCGCAGCGAGAAGAAGGGCUAAGAGAUUUUUAUGUCAAUAUUCUGCAAACCACACAGUCAAGUCUUUCCCUUGUUUGUUUAUAGGGGCCUUCAAGUAAAGGUGGUUGUAUGCUUUCUUCUCCUGGGAGCAGGACGUGCUGUUAAUGUUCUUGUCCCUUAUAUGUACAAAAUAAUAGGUGAGUUCCAUUAUUACUUUGUCUGAAUGAUUUUAUUCUGGGUAAAGUUUGGUGCCUCGUAUCGUGAGGUUUAUAAAUUUGUUGCGCACGCAGCACUCGCCUCACAUGUUGAUCGCACAGUGAGGCAGAAACUCGAGACGCAAAUAUUUCUUGAGAUCUCAUGGGUGUCCGCAGUUGAUGUCAUCCAGUUGUGACCUCAGGUGACUGUGUGGAGCAGUGGUCAAGGAUCAAUUUUCACUGAUAGCAAAUUCGGAGAGAGCAAGUUCGAAUCCCGGCAAAGCCAUUCUUUUAAAAUUUGGAAUUUUUUUUUAGUUUUUUGAUCACUUUUUUCCCCUUUACUUGUUUCCCUUUAUUAUUCCUGCUGAUCCUUUAAAGCUUCGCAAGGAUUUUGUGGUAAUGUAUUUCCAGUUUAUUUUUAACCCAAUCACCCCUGGAGAUUUUGCCAAAAAACGCCUCUUGAAGCUUUUCGAGUGGUUUUCUGGUCACCGUCGUGCUGUUAAGAGCUAAAACUUACCACAAAGCCGUUUGCAGGUCGUACACUUCGCAGCCUGCUGAUUCAGUUGCAAAAUAUCAGCUUGCAAAGUUUGGGCAUGCACAGAAAGCAAAAUGUGGAGAUAGUUUUGACUUUGACUUUUCGUUUUCUCUCCUCCCCUCUUUUUUCGCUUUUCUUGCCUCAUUUUUUUUUCUUUUGUGGAGCAUUUAGUAGGCUUUAUUUUGGUAGGAAAAGUUUUUAGGAAAACUUUAAGGAUCUUAGGAUUAGGUGAAAGAAAAGGUAGGUGGGUAGUGGAACAAGAUUUUCAUGGCAAUUUUUGGGUCAAUGUUACAUGUUUUUUGCCUUUUUCUCUGGUGUCCUUGACUGAAUUGAGCUCAUUAUGGUAUGGUUUGAAAAAUCUCUUCACUCUGCACACAUUAGUGGACAAAGUUGCCCUUGACCAUUAAAACUGAUGACGUCACAAGCGGUAGAAGGGACGUGGAUCUGCACGGGUGGUUACGGGCAGCUCAGGGGCGAAUGGGUUAAUAAUGUGAAAUUUUGAAUUCAUUUAUGUGGAGCCAGAAAGCAAUAGCCAAGUGUGGAGAUUGAUGAUAACAAACAUGAGAGUAGCAAAUACCACCCCACCCUUGGGUGGGAUGAAUAGGGAUGAAUAGGGAAUCAAAAAAUACAUUAAGAGUAUUAGCUCAACAGGAAACUUUGUAAUAACAUUCUGCUGAAUUGUUAAUUGUGGUGUCACAGUUUAUUGAUGGGACUGUCCGGUAAAGGAGGUGCCCGAUUAAGUUAAUGAGACUUGACCUGAAUUACUUCUGAACGUUUCCUGUUUUCUGUCAUUUCAGUUAACCGCCUUACACCAGGAAGUGUUGCACUCUCUGAUCCCUGGCACCUGAUUCUGAUUUAUGUGGCACUAAGAUUUUUACAGGGUGGUGGCACUGGAGGGAUUGGGUUACUGAACAACAUAAAGGCUUUCCUGUGGAUAAAGAUCCAACAGUUUACCAGUAGAACUCUUCAAGUUCGGCUUUUUGCACAUCUCCACAGGUAUAUGUCUUGUCAUAAAGUUUGAAUGAAAAAACGUACACAGUUUUAGCAUAAUAUUAAUGAAUAAUUUUUGAGCUGGCUCGAGGCUUUCAAACCUAUUUGCCUUUCCUUUUGUUAUUUUGUUGAAAGUUGACUUUACAUUUUUUAAAAGACGAUUUUCCAAAUUUCUGUUUGUCAAGACACUUGGCACUCUGUUGGCAUCUACCAUUUGCGUUUGUUUAAUAAAGGCAUUCCCCCCACAGGAGAGGUCAAGGAACUAUGAACAUUGGGUUAAGGCCAGCUCUUGUCAGGGGAAACAGAAAAAUAACUCUCAAAGAUGAUGAUGAUGAUGAUAAAGUUAUAUAAAAUAUGAUACAUGUAUAUGUAUAUUAUAUGCAUUCAAUAUAGAUGCAUUUUAGCUUUUUGAAAAAGUUUGUAAAUAGCAUGAGUAAUAAUAAUUUAUAGAUGUUGUGGUUCAAAUUUAUUCUUAGUUAAAAUUUAUUUCCUUUUGUUUUUUGGUAUGGUAAUGUAUGAUAAUGAGUUUAAAACAAAGGGAAAUAAAAUUUAAACCAAGGAUAAAAUUGAACCACAACAUAUAUAAGAACCAGAUUUACAAAAAUGAAAUUUGGUAAAAGUAUCUCAAAGUGUUAAUCUUUGUGAGAUUUUCAAUGAUCCAGAUCAGGAUUUAUGAUCCCAGAUGACUCGGGUCAUGUUGCAUCAAAUGUACUGAUGAAUCUGUAUCCAGAUGACAUUUGUGGUAUUUACUUUGAUUUACGACGAUCUGAGUGAUCCUGGAUCAGUAGUGUUGGUCUGGAUCAUUCCAACAGAAUGCACCCUUUGAUUAUCAAGUAUACAUUGAUUUUCUAAGAACUACAACCCCGGACAAAACUGUUGAGACAAUUCCAUUUAUUUUCUAACUUUUGCCCCCUACUGUCGUCUCCUCUAAACAGAAAAAGUAAGCCCCCUCCCCACCCCCUAUUCAAAGUUGUCUUGGUCUAAAAACCAACGUGUAUAACUGCCAUGCUAUCCUAAACAACUUUGGAUAAGGGGAGGGGGGAAAUCCGGCAUUCAUUUGGCGGAGGUUUCAGUUUUUGCCAGGAUGACAGGAAAAAAAAGGCAUUUUCGCGAUUUGUCUCAACAGGUUUUGUCUGGGGUUGUAGCAUUACAAUUUUAUUAUUUCAUUGAAAUUUGGCAAAAACAAAUGCUGCAUCUUGAAGGAUUAAUCUUUGUGAGCUUUUCCUAACCUUAUUGAAGGAUUACUUGCUUUGACUUCAAUAUUUUCAGUCUGUCACUUAGCUGGCAUUUGAAUCGUAAAACUGGAGAAGUGAUUAGGAUGGUGGACAGAGGUGCCAACAGCAUUUACAACCUACUGAAGUAAGUUACUAGCUAUUUUGGCUUCAGUCUUUAAGUCCCAAUAGUGACCAACAGCAAUUUUCUCCUAACAGUGUCCAUACAUUAUCAUGAGAUAAGGUUGUGAGAAUAUAAAAAAUGAUCACCAAAGAGAAAAUGCUUUGAUCUUUUAUCAAAUUCUCUCAACUAAUUGUUAAGGGAGAUGUAUGGAGAUCAGUUUGGAGAAUUUGUAUGUGGAUAUUGGGGCUUAAAGGGUUAAUUCUUCUAGUUUGGUCAAAGUAAGGCUGCUAUAUUUGAAAGUAUGAUAUAUCAGUAAAUAAGGAUUAAUGUUUAAAUUUCUCAAUUAAAUUUGUUGAAUCAAUUUAUUAAUUUAAAAAUUUAAUUUAAGAACAAUCGUAAAUUCAGUGUUCUCACCAGGCUGCGGCCUUGCAGGAUUCCUGUAAGAAAAUCUGAGAUGGCACAUAAAAAGCCAAGAAGAUGUGCCCGUUAGGGCAUAGGGGUGUGCUACGAGUCAAACAGACUUUAGAACAUCUACAGUUAAGUAGUUUUAAUGGUCAACCCAACACCUCAGCAUUUUGCUUGGUCCAAUUAAUAAAAAACAUGAUAUCAAAAGAUUCAAAGUUUAUAAUUUUUCAUUGUUACCACGUACACUGCGAAGAUUGGUGCAUGUGAGCACAUCGUUAUUGAAUCAUAAACACCCCAUCUGCCACAUUGGAUCAGGUAAGGACUUCAAGUAACAGACUCUUUGGAGUGCGGGCUCCCUAAUGUUGUUACAGGGCCCCUAUUUCUCCUCAGAGGGGACCCUGGGACUCCUCAAUGUAAAAUCCUGGUGAGAACACUGUACAUUAUGAUGUCCCUGAUAAUGUCUCUCAAAAGGUGAUGUACUUGGACCAGCUCUACUUUUCAAUUUUAAUAAAUGUGUCUGCCUCAUUCUGGGAUUCUUAGUCUGCCUCAGGGGAUUUAAUAAUAUUGGAAAGUUUCAGGAACAAGUCAACCAAUCAUGUCUAUGGUUUUAAGGGUCUUGGAAAGGCCUUAUUUUUACCGUAGCAGGAAUUUAUUGAUUGAGCAGAGAGAACUUUAUGUUGUUUUCCGAAACGUGCGUGACUGUUCUUUGACUUUUUUGUAUUUUUAGCUACCUUUUGUUUAAUAUUCUCCCUACAUUUGUUGACAUUGGAGUGGCUAUUGUGUAUUUCAUCAUUGCUUUCAAUGGCUGGUUUGGAUUACUUGUCUUCUUAACCAUGUUUCUUUACAUAGGUAAGACUGAUUAGUAUUUGCAGUAUUAAAAAUAAAUGAGUACAAAACUCAAUAUUCCAUUCUAGAGUCAAUCAUUUAACUCCUUUUUCUCAUAUUAAAAUUGUGUAGAUUGUGCAAUUAGAUCAAUGAAUCAAUUAAUGUAAAUGUAACUGUGGAACCCAGAAAACCAUGAACACUGGAAGUAUUUCUGCAAUUGUUAUUGUGUUUCAAGGAGAAAGCCAAUUAAGUGCGAGAAAACUAAGCCCGCAAGCAGCAACAUUGUGGUUUGUGGCUAGCUCAUGUGUCCUGAACAUUGCUGUGAUGGUUGUAACAUAAUAAACAUUCAUGAAAUGUUUUGAUGAUAAAAGAGAAAGAGUCACUUUUUAAAAUUUUACCCUCUUUUUUGUUUCUAAGGGUGUACUAUUCACCAUUUCCACAUAGACCAUAUUGCACCAAGUGUUUACCCACCUCCCCCCCCCAAAAAAAAAAAAUUGCAUAAACAUUGUUUCCAGUUUCUCUUGGCUAUUUCAGUCAUUCCAAGAAAAAUCAAAGGCAAUAGUUAUGCAAAAUUUUGGGGAGUAAACAAGGUGCAUUGUGGUGUAUGUGAAAAUGGUGAAUUGUGUACCAUCUAAAAUGUGAGCUGUUGUACUUAACAGUCUAACUCAUUCACUGCCAGAGUGAAUGAUGAAGUUUCCUGAGGUGGUUUUAUCUUUCAUACCUGUAGUCAAACAUCUACGAUAUGGCCAGAAAAGUAAAAGCACUUCAGCAGUACCUUCACAUGGUGUUAUUUGUUUUUCAACAUUUUACAAAAAUGAAAUUGAGAUGUUUUUUGUCAAACUUGAACUUUGGUUACCUUUGGCAGUGAAAUGGUUAAAAACUCCUCACGAUGCUACAUGUUAAUGCCAUAAUAUAUCAGGGCAUUGUCUUAAAACACUUCAUUUAUUAACUUUAUUGUGUUCUCUCAGCUGCCACUGUGUGGAUCACUGAAUGGCGAACAAAGUACCGGCGGGAGAUGAACGAGAAAGAUAACCGUGCCAAGGCUAAAGCUGUAGAUUCUUUGCUGAACUUUGAAACUGUAAGCCUUCAAGCAAAAAUUUUUUUUUUGCAAGUUGCCUUUUUGUGUUCUACAUCAGCAAAAACUUUGCUAACAUGUUACAUUGUAGGCUUGUGUUUGUGAUUAUAGUGACCAGUAGUUGAUGUUAUUGCUUUUGUGGAGGGUUUUUGGCUUUUAAAAUAUGCCAAAGGGAGCACAGUGCUCUGAAUCUGUCACAUCCAGGCUGCCCAUGAUUUUUAUGAAAAAGUAAGCUUUACUAGUCACCCAAGCACAAAGGUAAGGUACCACGGGCCACCGGGCAUGGCUAGAUCACAGCCCUGACUUUAUCUUUUGAGUCUGUGGAAAAUAGCCUAUGAUGUUACCAUUCAAAUGAAACCUCAUGGGCAGAACUUUGCAUAGUAUUUAAUAUUUAAAUCUUGGAAUCUAACUUUAAGAAAUUUGUACUUUUUCCUUUGGACGGGGGGGGGGGGGGGAAAAUUGUUUCUUUUUCCCAAAAUUGGGGGGGAAGGGGUGGGACUUUUUUUUUUGGGGAAGUUUUUAGUGGGGGGGGGUUUUGAAAGGGGAGAAGUUUAGUAGGAAAAAAGAGGACACACAGAUAAGGGUGGGUGUGCGUUUUUUUUUUUUACCUCCCCUUUCCUUCUCUAUAGUAGUGAAGGUGUGAUGUAGGUAAAAUAUGUUCAUUUGUAAGUUAGAACUUCGAUUAUAGAUCGGAGUAAAAAGGAUUGGCAGUCUUCAUUGAUUUGUUAAGGUUGGUAGUUGGGGAGGUGAGGGGGGAAGGGGGAGGAGGAGAUGGGGUAGAAAUUGGUUACUUUAGUCACAAUUAGGUGUGAAAGGGUUAGGCAUUCUUUUUCAGGUGAAGUAUUACAGUGGAGAGGACUUUGAAGUGGAGAGACUUGAUGAUGCAAUAAAGGACUACCAGGUAAAGAGUUGUGUGUGCCUUUUUACUUUCACAUGCCCUUUCCUUCUUCUUAAUUUCCUCAAUUUUGCCUUUUGAAAGAUUUGAAGACUAGCGGGGCUUGUAAGGUGUAUUCAAUCAGUGUUUAGAGGAGGAGAAGAUGAGAAUCAGCAGUUUAUUAUUGUGUUUUCAGCUUGUCAUGGGCUGUACUCAACUAAAUCUUGACAUUAAAUGAAAUGUAAUGCAGUUAACAACAAGGAGUGCCCUCGCUUAUUGUCGGUCAGCUGUCAGUGCAUUGGCUCAAGCAUGGUCAGCCUUGCUUGCAUCAGCUCCACAUGCUUUGUAUGGCGUUUCUUGGAGACUACUCGCUUUGUUCAUCUUUUGGAUUUACUCCCAUUACUCCCCCCCACCUUUUAUUUUUCCACUGAUAAAUCAGUGUGACAGGUGCCUGGUUCCAUUGGUGUGGGGGCUCAUGGUUGGAAGGCACAAGUUUACCAACCAUGGGGGUGUAACUCUGUCUAUGGGCUGGCUUUGUCAAAAGUGGAAGCCCGUGGUCAUCCCGGACACCCACCUCCAGUAAGCAGAGUUGCAGUUGUUAACACAGGAUUACUUAGUUCGUUUUUUAUAUCAUUGACUUGAAAACAAAAAAUUAAAUUUAGUUUUUAGAUGACAGUACUCAUUGUGAUGAUCCAUAUAGGGCUCUGUAGCAAUUUUUGACGGUGAAAGAAAUGUGCAGUAAGUAAAAAUGCAAAAGGCUAACUUUUAAGUUGAGUACACAAUAAUACUGUGCUUGUUUACCUUAAAUACUAUGACUGCUUUGCACAAUUUGUAAGGUUGGUUCUCAUAUGCCGCUGAUCUACCUGCUGCCUGGGGUAGUGUUGCGAUAUAAGAACAGGAGUCGCCAGCAACUGAGGCCACGACAGUCUUUAUAGCCGGCAUGCCUGUGAUGAUGACUUGUGUUCAACUUCACGGGCAUGCGGGUUUAGACCUUCUAGGUUUCUUGUUACUGGCAGCAUAUGUUCCAAUAUAGCAGAACAGUUUCCAGGCAGUACCAGUUGCCAUGUUGCAACUGUUCAUGUUCACUUUUCUUUCAGAAUUGUGAGUGGGAAACCAUUGCAUCUCUUGCACUGCUGAACACUGCUCAGAACAGUGUAAUUACUGCUGGUCUUUUGGCUGGAACACUCUAUUGUGGCAAGCUAGUUGUUGACGGAAGUCUAGGGGUAAGUACUGGUAAUAAGAUUCCAGCCAUGUGUCAGGGCUCGAAAAAGAAUAGUAAUUAUUUGAAUUGCAGUUUGUCCUUUGGGCAAGAAGCUCUCUCAUUUUACUUUCCGAAGGCCAUUUCUUACUUGUCAUAGUUAAUGAUUUAGUUAAAGGAUAUCUUGCCCUACCCUUCAUGGUUCAUACAAUCCUGAAAAGGUCUUGAAUUUAUAGUAUUUUUCUUGAAAAUUCCUUAAAUUUGGUUAAGGUUUUUGAAAAGUACUUGAUUUCUCUAUAAGGUCUUGAAAAAUCCUUGAAAUUCACUACCUUGUUUAAAAACAUUUUUGUGCAUGAGUAGUAUCUUACUUAUGUUUCUUUAUUUUAACUGCUGUCUUUGUACCUCAGAUGCAAUAUUGCAAGUCAUACCCAGUCAUUUUCCAAAACGUUGUUGCGGAAAUUAGUGUAAAAUAAUGUGAUCAUGAGUGACUCCAUGACGUGUUUUUGCCAAUAAGGUGUUCAAAAGUUGGUUAAAGAAUGCCGAUUUAUUGAAUAAAUCUUAGAGGAGUGUCACAAGUUGUGAUAGUUAUUUGUAAUUUAAACAAGUGGUUAACCUUAACCCAAUGUAGCCAGCCACUUUGCAUCUUAUUUCUGUGAACUAUGGUUGCCCCUCAAAUUUACAGCAGAUUAUGUCUUACUUUCUGCUGUAGCUUUGCACUCUAACCAAUGUUAUUCAGAUCUGUGCUUUUGCUACUAAAUUACUGUAAAUUUUUUAGCCCGACCCUCUCUUCCCAAGUGUAGCUUAUCUUACUGUAUGAGGGAGAUUGCGAGCAAGCUCUCAGGGUGCUCUGGCAGCGGGACCGGAAAAGGAAGGAGAGCUUGGAAUUACGUCUCUGGAAUUUGAAUAGCUGCAUCGAAAAAGUCAAUGCGAAAUGCUGAUUGGCGAAGAUGACAUUAGUAAUGACAUCGUUACCCUUGGCACGUGUUUUUCAAUGUUUGUUUACAUUUGCAAUCGUUUCCGCUUCCCGGGUCAGGUCAGGUCAGUCAACGGGUAGCCACAGGAGAAUUGGAGGUGGAAUUCAAGUUUCAGAGACGUAGUUGCAAACUCUCCAUUCUUUUCCCACCCCAUCACCAGAGCACCCCGGAGAGCUUGCUCACAGGCUAAUCUUUCAGUUCAUUUGAGGGGAAUUCCACAGUGGGGGUCUCUAAAGCCAACUUUGUAACUGAACUAGAAUUUUCUGAGACGUGAUGGUUCUAAAUCCAGACCAAUGGAUAUCUUGUUCCACAGCACCAUGAGUUUUUCUGUGCACUGUUUUUCUGCAGGUUGGAGAUUUUGUUCUGUUUGUGACAUACACCACACAGCUGUACGUACCCCUAAACUACUUUGGAACUUACUACAGGUAAGAGCGUGGGAUGUGUAGAAAAAAAUUGGGAUAAGAGAGAUUUUUCAGAGUCAUUCAUGCAUCAUUUUAGGAUGUAGAGGCUUUUAAAAUGAAUACUAGUGCCAAGGGACUGCUUCAGGCUAUUUGCUAUCUUUUUAAAAGGCUAAAAGUUCUUGUCUUCGCAUCAAUUGAAUUCCAAAAAGAAUGGUCCAGUUUUGUUAUUUAAAACUAUAAUUAGGCAUUGAAACUGUUUCCUGUCGUCUGUUGCUACAGGUGGCAAGGAUGGACAUGGAUUAAAACGCUGUGCUAUUUUUUUCAGGGUUUAAUACUGUGCCUUCGAAAAUAACCCAAAACUACUGUGCUUAAUGCUCUCUGGUGAAAUUUGUUUCAUGGAUAUCUUCCUCUUAACUCUACAGGAGAAUUUUGCAUAUGUGUAAAGGCACUUAUAGUAAUGACUUCAGCUCAAAAUUGACCUAAAACACCAAUAUCCUCAUGACAUACCCCUUUUAGCAUUGUGUUCAAGUCAAGCGGCACGGCGCAUGGAGCUUUAUUACUGGUUGUAUCAAGUCAAGAGAACUGGCUUAACAUUUGUUACUAAGCAUACUUAUUUCUUUCACUUUAUUUUAGGAUGAUUCAACAGUCUUUCAUUGACAUGGAAAACAUGUUUGACUUGUUUCAGCAGAAAAGACAGGUGUGUAGGUGAAAAAUAAUAUCAUAAUGUAAUCAUUUAUAUUGCAGAUAAUUUUCCUACUGGUAAGGUAGGUUUCAGUUUUAUCCCUUGGUCAAUUUUUGACUUUUUUGUAAGGUUAUUUUGUAUGUUAAUGGGUAUGAAAUUAAGAAAAAAGUUGCAAGCAAAGGCCUUUCCUGAAUUAUGUCUAUGUUAGUGAGCCAGCUAUUAUUGACUUCCAAGUAGUGGCCCCUAAUUUUAAACAUUAUUAUUGGAUGAGGUUUUUGUGAUAUCCAGAAUAAUCAAGGUCGAGGUAAGUGUUAUCAGCCAAGCUGAAGCCUGAGAUCUUGAUUAUUUAGGAUAUCACAAAAAACCGAAUCUAAUAAUUGGUUUAUUAUACAUUGUUUUGAAGAAAAUAACAACAGUGUCACAAAGAACUGAACUGAUAUAGCUUUGGAAAUCAUGCAUUGCUCACGCAACCUACAGAUUGGUCUGUUAUCUGCUGGCAGAGAACGAAAGUAAUCAUGAGGUUGUGCUGAUUUCCAAAAUUUAUAGCUGUAGGCUCUUAGCCAAUGCGAAAACAGAUAGUGAGCACAAUGUUUAAUAAAUGACGAAACAUGUACAUACAGUAUGACAAUAUCGAACCAUCUUGAGCGAGCUAUGAGAGAUUUGUCGUAAAGUUGGUGACAAACGAGAAAGAAGGAUUUGCUUCAUUUUUCCUACUGGCAAAGCUAGCUUUAGAAUAAAUACCAUUUUUGGUCAUUUUGUUAUUGUUCCUGUUUGCAAUCUAUAAAUAUUUGCUUUCAGGUGAUAGAUGAGCCCCAUGCUCCAGAUAUCAGAGUCACCAAUGGUCUGAUAGAGUUUCAGCAUGUCAACUUUUCAUAUAACCCGGAGUAAGUUUGUUUGAUUGUCUCUGAAUGAAAAUUUCCAGCUAAAAUUUGUUUGUGAUCUUCCACCCUGCAUGGCAGUGUUGUGAACAAAAGUUGUACCAAGUGGAAAUUUUGACACUGAAAAAUUAAUAUCACGAUAAGUCAAACUCCUUGUACCUUAUUCUCAGUUAAUUUCGCGAGUAUUAAAUUUUGCAGUUUUCUCGAUAUGGGAAAAAUGGCGAAAUUUAAUACCUCCGAAAUCUAAUCCUCGCGGAGAUUAAAAUCCCAUUCAUAUCCAUAAAAGAAAUAUCUUGGACAGAAUAAGGACCUCCGUAUCAUGUGAUGUCUGACAGAACAUUAGAGGAACAAAGUUUAUCAGACGGUAAAUAUUUACUAUCUAACCAUUUGCGGGUACCUAUUUAGCCCAUGCUUUGUUAUAUUUAGCUUGUCUUGUUUGUAAUUGUCUUUGUUUGCUUUUGUUUCAAUAAAAUUAUUUGUUACUGUUUUGAGGUCAAAGUUUCCUUUAAAAUCGCGAAAUUUAAUAUGAUCUAAUUCUACUUUUUCCUAAAAAUCGCCAAAUUGAAUACUCGCGAAAUAUAGCUAACGAUUUUUCGCGAAAUUAAGUGUACAUGUUGUUCGGUUUGUGGUUCAAAUGUAUAACAUUUAUUUUUGUGAAGUAACAUAGUACAGUUAUGUUCUGAAGUGACCGCAGUAGCUAACCUAUCGAGCGUUAUUUUUUCUUUUACUUGGUAAUUGGUUAUUUACUACCGUUCACAGAAAACAGAUUCUAAAAGACGUGUGUUUCACUGUGUAUCCUGGUCAGACUGUGGCACUAGUUGGUCCUUCGGGAAGUGGAAAAAGCACCAUCAUCAGGUUAUUGUACAGAUUCUAUGAUCUGGACUCUGGCGUCAUCUCCAUUGAUGGACAAAACAUAGCAAAGGUAAAUCGGUAACCCUUCUUACUCCUUUUGCUCGUGAUAUAUAGAGAGCUUUAGAUUCGAGGACGUGGAUGGCUACCGAGAUUUUCUCAAUACUAAGUAUUGCUCGCGCGUGAACCAGCGUCAUUUUGGCGGGAAAACGUGAUGGCUCUCGUCAUUCUACUACGAGUUUUAGCGAGAAUGUCGUAGUGGCGAGAGAAAGUUAUCAAAUGUAAGAAGUUGUAAGUUCGGUGAGCAUUCGGAAGUCAGCCAAGCGUGGUCAUUGCACGCGUGCUGAACAAGAAUGCUGUAUAAUGACAGACUAGAAACAAUAGACAACUCCCAAAGCACAAACUCAAAAAAACAUUUUUGUGCAUGAGUAGUAUCUUACUUAUGUUUCUUUAUUUUAACUGCUGUCUUUGUACCUCAGAUGCAAUAUUGCAAGUCAUACCCAGUCAUUUUCCAAAACGUUGUUGCGGAAAUUAGUGUAAAAUAAUGUGAUCAUGAGUGACUCCAUGACGUGUUUUUGCCAAUAAGGUGUUCAAAAGUUGGUUAAAGAAUGCCGAUUUAUUGAAUAAAUCUUAGAGGAGUGUCACAAGUUGUGAUAGUUAUUUGUAAUUUAAACAAGUGGUUAACCUUAACCCAAUGUAGCCAGCCGCUUUGCAUCUUAUUUCUGUGAACUAUGGUUGCCCCUCAAAUUUACAGCAGAUUAUGUCUUACUUUCUGCUGUAGCUUUGCACUCUAACCAAUGUUAUUCAGAUCUGUGCUUUUGCUACUAAAUUACUGUAAAUUUUUUAGCCCGACCCUCUCUUCCCAAGUGUAGCUUAUCUUACUGUAUGAGGGAGAUUGCGAGCAAGCUCUCAGGGUGCUCUGGCAGCGGGACCGGAAAAGGAAGGAGAGCUUGGAAUUACGUCUCUGGAAUUUGAAUAGCUGCAUCGAAAAAGUCAAUGCGAAAUGCUGAUUGGCGAAGAUGACAUUAGUAAUGACAUCGUUACCCUUGGCACGUGUUUUUCAAUGUUUGUUUACAUUUGCAAUCGUUUCCGCUUCCCGGGUCAGGUCAGGUCAGUCAACGGGUAGCCACAGGAGAAUUGGAGGUGGAAUUCAAGUUUCAGAGACGUAGUUGCAAACUCUCCAUUCUUUUCCCACCCCAUCACCAGAGCACCCCGGAGAGCUUGCUCACAGGCUAAUCUUUCAGUUCAUUUGAGGGGAAUUCCACAGUGGGGGUCUCUAAAGCCAACUUUGUAACUGAACUAGAAUUUUCUGAGACGUGAUGGUUCUAAAUCCAGACCAAUGGAUAUCUUGUUCCACAGCACCAUGAGUUUUUCUGUGCACUGUUUUUCUGCAGGUUGGAGAUUUUGUUCUGUUUGUGACAUACACCACACAGCUGUACGUACCCCUAAACUACUUUGGAACUUACUACAGGUAAGAGCGUGGGAUGUGUAGAAAAAAAUUGGGAUAAGAGAGAUUUUUCAGAGUCAUUCAUGCAUCAUUUUAGGAUGUAGAGGCUUUUAAAAUGAAUACUAGUGCCAAGGGACUGCUUCAGGCAAUUUGCUAUCUUUUUAAAAGGCUAAAAGUUCUUGUCUUCGCAUCAAUUGAAUUCCAAAAAGAAUGGUCCAGUUUUGUUAUUUAAAACUAUAAUUAGGCAUUGAAACUGUUUCCUGUCGUCUGUUGCUACAGGUGGCAAGGAUGGACAUGGAUUAAAACGCUGUGCUAUUUUUUUCAGGGUUUAAUACUGUGCCUUCAAAAAUAACCCAAAACUACUGUGCUUAAUGCUCUCUGGUGAAAUUUGUUUCAUGGAUAUCUUCCUCUUAACUCUACAGGAGAAUUUUGCAUAUGUGUAAAGGCACUUAUAGUAAUGACUUCAGCUCAAAAUUGACCUAAAACACCAAUAUCCUCAUGACAUACCCCUUUUAGCAUUGUGUUCAAGUCAAGCGGCACGGCGCAUGGAGCUUUAUUACUGGUUGUAUCAAGUCAAGAGAACUGGCUUAACAUUUGUUACUAAGCAUACUUAUUUCUUUCACUUUAUUUUAGGAUGAUUCAACAGUCUUUCAUUGACAUGGAAAACAUGUUUGACUUGUUUCAGCAGAAAAGACAGGUGUGUAGGUGAAAAAUAAUAUCAUAAUGUAAUCAUUUAUAUUGCAGAUAAUUUUCCUACUGGUAAGGUAGGUUUCAGUUUUAUCCCUUGGUCAAUUUUUGACUUUUUUGUAAGGUUAUUUUGUAUGUUAAUGGGUAUGAAAUUAAGAAAAAAGUUGCAAGCAAAGGCCUUUCCUGAAUUAUGUCUAUGUUAGUGAGCCAGCUAUUAUUGACUUCCAAGUAGUGGCCCCUAAUUUUAAACAUUAUUAUUGGAUGAGGUUUUUGUGAUAUCCAGAAUAAUCAAGGUCGAGGUAAGUGUUAUCAGCCAAGCUGAAGCCUGAGAUCUUGAUUAUUUAGGAUAUCACAAAAAACCGAAUCUAAUAAUUGGUUUAUUAUACAUUGUUUUGAAGAAAAUAACAACAGUGUCACAAAGAACUGAACUGAUAUAGCUUUGGAAAUCAUGCAUUGCUCACGCAACCUACAGAUUGGUCUGUUAUCUGCUGGCAGAGAACGAAAGUAAUCAUGAGGUUGUGCUGAUUUCCAAAAUUUAUAGCUGUAGGCUCUUAGCCAAUGCGAAAACAGAUAGUGAGCACAAUGUUUAAUAAAUGACGAAACAUGUACAUACAGUAUGACAAUAUCGAACCAUCUUGAGCGAGCUAUGAGAGAUUUGUCGUAAAGUUGGUGACAAACGAGAAAGAAGGAUUUGCUUCAUUUUUCCUACUGGCAAAGCUAGCUUUAGAAUAAAUACCAUUUUUGGUCAUUUUGUUAUUGUUCCUGUUUGCAAUCUAUAAAUAUUUGCUUUCAGGUGAUAGAUGAGCCCCAUGCUCCAGAUAUCAGAGUCACCAAUGGUCUGAUAGAGUUUCAGCAUGUCAACUUUUCAUAUAACCCGGAGUAAGUUUGUUUGAUUGUCUCUGAAUGAAAAUUUCCAGCUAAAAUUUGUUUGUGAUCUUCCACCCUGCAUGGCAGUGUUGUGAACAAAAGUUGUACCAAGUGGAAAUUUUGACACUGAAAAAUUAAUAUCACGAUAAGUCAAACUCCUUGUACCUUAUUCUCAGUUAAUUUCGCGAGUAUUAAAUUUUGCAGUUUUCUCGAUAUGGGAAAAAUGGCGAAAUUUAAUACCUCCGAAAUCUAAUCCUCGCGGAGAUUAAAAUCCCAUUCAUAUCCAUAAAAGAAAUAUCUUGGACAGAAUAAGGACCUCCGUAUCAUGUGAUGUCUGACAGAACAUUAGAGGAACAAAGUUUAUCAGACGGUAAAUAUUUACUAUCUAACCAUUUGCGGGUACCUAUUUAGCCCAUGCUUUGUUAUAUUUAGCUUGUCUUGUUUGUAAUUGUCUUUGUUUGCUUUUGUUUCAAUAAAAUUAUUUGUUACUGUUUUGAGGUCAAAGUUUCCUUUAAAAUCGCGAAAUUUAAUAUGAUCUAAUUCUACUUUUUCCUAAAAAUCGCCAAAUUGAAUACUCGCGAAAUAUAGCUAACGAUUUUUCGCGAAAUUAAGUGUACAUGUUGUUCGGUUUGUGGUUCAAAUGUAUAACAUUUAUUUUUGUGAAGUAACAUAGUACAGUUAUGUUCUGAAGUGACCGCAGUAGCUAACCUAUCGAGCGUUAUUUUUUCUUUUACUUGGUAAUUGGUUAUUUACUACCGUUCACAGAAAACAGAUUCUAAAAGACGUGUGUUUCACUGUGUAUCCUGGUCAGACUGUGGCACUAGUUGGUCCUUCGGGAAGUGGAAAAAGCACCAUCAUCAGGUUAUUGUACAGAUUCUAUGAUCUGGACUCUGGCGUCAUCUCCAUUGAUGGACAAAACAUAGCAAAGGUAAAUCGGUAACCCUUCUUACUCCUUUUGCUCGUGAUAUAUAGAGAGCUUUAGAUUCGAGGACGUGGAUGGCUACCGAGAUUUUCUCAAUACUAAGUAUUGCUCGCGCGUGAACCAGCGUCAUUUUGGCGGGAAAACGUGAUGGCUCUCGUCAUUCUACUACGAGUUUUAGCGAGAAUGUCGUAGUGGCGAGAGAAAGUUAUCAAAUGUAAGAAGUUGUAAGUUCGGUGAGCAUUCGGAAGUCAGCCAAGCGUGGUCAUUGCACGCGUGCUGAACAAGAAUGCUGUAUAAUGACAGACUAGAAACAAUAGACAACUCCCAAAGCACAAACUCAGCCAAAACGCUAAAAAUCUUCAAUGUUUACUCAAGUUUGGGCUUAUAGAAGAUAAUGUCACAGUUUUUCAAUGACCAUGAAAUUCAGAGUCCGGGUAGUUAGUUAAUCAAUUGUGGCCCUGAAAAAAUUUGAAGGAAAAAAAACUACGAAUUUUUAAGAAAAUGCUUUUUUCGUGAGAAGGACUCUUAAACGCUGACAAACGUCAACAAAUAGCGAAAACUAUAAUUUCUAUAUGUUUGCUUUGCUCGAAAUCGCGCGCAUUUACAAGGCCCUAAAGCGUUUUGCUGACUUGCAAGGACCCAUCUGUUAUAACGAUGCCCAAAAUAAAGAGAUGAAUCUCAUAGUUUAUUAGAUAUAAUCCGUGUAAAGUUUGCUUAUCAUUUUCGCAUAAAUUAUGACCUAAAUUUGGAAACCGCUGAAUUUCUCGAAUUGGGUCUUUGCGAUUUUGGUGAAACUCUGUUCAGCGCAAGGCACUAAUGCGCACUAUGUGUAGCCGAGAGAUUUUCACGAAAAAAUGCCGGCAACAGCAGAUUUUCGACUCAGACCUCAAAGGGGCGUGGCAUUAUAACCACGUGACAUUUACUCCGAUCGCCAAAAAUUUUAUGUUAUAUUGUAGAUUGAUCUAUAUGUUAUCCAUUCUAUGUGUUAGACUUACGAUAAAAGUAAAGGUGGGGAUACCAGAGAGCUUCAAAGUAGGAUGGUACGCCCCCCCAAAAAACUGGGUCGAGUCACCUUAACGAUUAUUUGCGUUGGACUAGGUUACCCAGAAGUCUCUGCGGAAGACCAUAGGCGUGGUUCCCCAGGACACGGUUCUGUUUAACAACGAUAUAAGGUAAUUUUUUAAAGUCGCGGAGCGAGCGAGCCUCACGCGCUCUACGCGUCUCCCGCCAGUCUUAUUCUUCCUUUUCUCCCUCGCUCGAGACCUUUCGCUCGACCGCUAGUGUGUUCUUGACCUACGCAAGAAUACGGACUGUUUUGCAUACUAACCACGGCCCCUUUAAAGGAACGCCAAUGUAUUUUAUCACCGUCAUGGAGAUUCCAACAUAAAUUGCAGCACAGCUGUUUUUAUAUUUGAUUCAUUCUGCCUUUCAUAACCAGUUUCCUCUACUAACUUUGACUGCAUGUAUAUUAUCAGAAGCGUAUAACCCUGCUUGUGAUGUUAUCCGGCUGAUAUUUCCACUCCGUAAUAUUAAUGGUAGCUGUGGUUAUUCAUGUUAGGUAUAAUAUCCGGUAUGGCAGGAUAGGUGCUGCAGAUAGUGACGUGGAGGAAGCUGCGUCAGCUGCAGACAUGCAUUCUAGAAUUCUGACCUUCCCAAACGGUAAGAACACAUGUUAUAUAGCCAGAAAUGUUUUCCCACAGCGCGCUCUCGUUGGUUACUUCGAGGUCACAUGACAUCUAACAAUGAAACUGUUUCCCGCCAAAAUCUCUGAGUGGGCAACAUUGCAAAAUCUAUGACGUCAGAGGGUAACAGCGCACUGUUACCCGCGAAUGUUGACCGACGACCGCAUUUACAGCGAGGUUUAAUGAAUUUCCAGCUAUAUAACAAGUCUUCUUAAGACCUCUGGAAACAUUGAGAUUCUCGGGAAACAAAAUUAACUGUUUCCCUCGGGAGCAGUCAUAAAGUGUUUAAUGUUUUUCUGCCUUUGCUGUAUUUUUCAAAUUUUAAAAUAACCUUGUCGUAUCUCUCUCUCCUCUGCGGAGGAAAACGUCACUUAAAAAGUGAAUUCGCGCAGCCUCAAACUUUACUGCGCUUAUUCCAUCUCGUUUAAUUCGUCAAAUGUUGCCAAAUUUUUCUGGAGUUGAAUUCUAAAGGACUGUAUCAGAGUGCAAGAAAAGAAAAAGAAAGUUGUUGCCUUGUGUUCCCGUCCUCGACAAAUCGUGAAAUUAGGCACUUUCACGUUGUAGCCGUGCAACGACGGCAAAGAAAUGUACAAAAAAGCGUGAUGCACGUGCAAAGUUGUUGUUUUGCUAAUAUAAACUGCCACUUGGUACAGACCUCCUUGCUCCUCAAUUGAUUUAUUUUUACCUUACGAAUCAUUUCUUGAGAAAUUAGAUUCCCUCGGCCUAGAAUAUUAUCUGCUAGGUGAUUUAAACUGUAACCUGGCCUCUGCACAAUAUGAUUUAAAUACUCGACGCUUAUGUGAAAUUUCUGAUUUAUUUGGGCUUCAACAGCUUAUAACUGAACCUACUCGCAUAACGGAAUCCUCUUCAACAUUAAUUGAUUUAAUUUAUACAAACUAUACUGACAGGGUAGUCUGUUCCGGAGUCUCUCAUAUUGGUAUCAGCGAUCAUAGCCUUAUUUACGUUUAUAGGAAAUUAUCUCUCACUUUUCCUUCAAAAGGGCACUCAACCAUUUCUUAUAGAAAUUUCCAAAAUUUUAAUAGAGAGAGUUUUCGGAACGAUAUCGCCCAGCAAGACUGGUCCUGUAAUGUUUCUGAAGAUCCAAAUGUUUUGUGGACUAACUGGAAAACGAAGUUUUUGGAUAUUGUUAAUAUUCAUGCGCCACUCCGAACUAGACGUACUAGAACAAAUAAAGCACCCUGGAUCAAUUCAGAAUUAAAGAAAGGCAUGCGUGAUCGUGAUGCUGCCAAAAGAAAAGCAAUUACAUCGAAUGAUCCACACGAUUGGAAAAGGUACAAAAAGUUGCGAAAUAUAAUAAACAAUGACAUCAAAAUUUCUAAAGCAUCUUAUUAUUCUAAUGCAUUUAUUCAAUCUAAGGGUAAUCCUCGAAAAACGUGGCAAACCUUUAAUGAGCUUACAUCCCGUCGUGUGAAUAAUACAACGGUGAAGGAACUGAAAUUGAAUGAUACCAUUAUCUCUAAUUCUAGUGAGCUUUCUGAUGCUUUUAAUGACCAUUUUUCAACAAUUGGGCCCAGACUUGCUAAUGAAAUACCUCUAACUGCUGAAAAUAAUUCAAGUUAUAUCAAUAAUAUAAAGGUAAAUAACAACAAUUUCAGCUUCUCCUCGACUAACUGCAGCAUUGUUUUCUCACAUCUAAACAAAUUAUGUAGAUCUAAAGCAACUGGUCUUGAUAAUAUUUCUGCUAAAAUUGUACGUGAAUGUGCUGAUCUUAUUUCAGUUUCACUAUGUGAUCUCUUUAAUAAAUCUUUAGUCUCUGGUAUAUUUCCUGAUGAUUGGAAAUGUGCUAGAGUUACUCCGUUGUUCAAGGAAGGUGAGCCAUCUGAUCUGAAUAAUUAUCGACCUAUUUCAGUCAUUUCCGUUAUAGCUAAAGUGUUUGAAAGGAUUGUUUAUGAUCAGUUGUAUAACUUUUUGACCAAUGAAGAUAUCAUUUCUAAUUAUCAAUCGGGUUUUCGCUCGUUACACUCAACUGCAACUGCCCUUCUGGAAGCUACGGAUAAUUGGGCCUUUAAUAUUGAUCGUGGCAAUGUUAAUGCUGUGGUUUUCCUCGAUUUAAAAAAGGCUUUCGACACCGUUGACCACGAUAUCCUUCUAGCUAAAAUGAACCUUUACGGAAUACAAGGUACAGCUCUUGAUUGGUUUAGGUCGUAUUUAACUAAUCGUACACAACGAUGUCUUGUUAACGGUUCUCUUUCUAGAAUCUGCUCUCUUAAAUGUGGGGUACCGCAAGGAACAAUCCUUGGCCCCCUUUUAUUUCUUAUUUAUAUUAAUGACUUGCCAAACUGCCUUACUUCGUGCCAGCCUAGAAUGUAUGCCGAUGACACCCACAUUACUUAUGCUGGCGUUGAUGUGAAUUCAAUACAGUUAACUCUGAGUCACGAUUUAGAUAACCUAAACAAAUGGCUUAUUUCUAAUAAACUUACUUUGAACACUUCUAAAACUGAAUUCAUGCUAAUUGGCUCCAGACAAAAAUUGAGUACUUUGUCGAACCCACUUGAGCUCUCGAUUAAUAAUGUUCCGAUAGAACACGUUUCCUCUGUCAAAUCGCUUGGAAUAUUUAUUGAUGAAAAUCUACGGUGGCAAACACACAUUGAUAAAUUAUCUAAAAAGGUCGCUUCCGGAAUUGGAGCAAUAAAAAGAAUUAGACCUUUUGUCCCUCCACCUACCCUUCACUAUAUAUACAACUCACUAAUUCAAUCUCAAUUCGAUUAUUGCAAUCUUGUCUGGGGUAAUUGUGGUAAAACAUUAUUUGACAGGCUACAGAAGCUUCAGAACCGUGCCGCUCGCGUUUUAACCUUCUCUAGCUAUGAUGCUGAUGCUAACCGUUUGAUUAGACAACUCGAUUGGAAAGACUUGAACACUCAAUUUCAAAUACAGAAAUCCAUAAUGGUAUACAAGUCUUUAAAUGGCCUUGUUCCUGAAUAUUUAUCAUCUAAGUUUGUUAAACGAAAUGAAACGCGUUACUCCCUGAGGGACUCUGUUAACAAACUAUUUGUCCCAUUUCCGCGAACUAAUUUCAUGAAAAACAGCUUUACUUAUAGCGGAGCAGUUCUCUGGAACAGCCUACCCUGUCAUGUGAGAGAAGCCGAAUCUCUUAGUCAAUUUAAAAGAUUAGUUAAUGUUCAUUUUUAAUGUUAUACACGGCAUUCAUGAAAAACAGGUUUUAGUUAGAUUAGUUGUAGUUAGGUUUUGAAUUUUGUUUAGGAUAGUUAGGUUAUCUUUAAUUUUUAAAUUCCUGAUGGAUUUUACCGUGUUUAAAUAAAGAUUGAUUGAUUGAUUGAUAAACCUAUUGCUCGUUGACGUCGCCGUCGUCGUAGCCUAAGCUCCCUUUUGUGUAGUAGGAAGGAAAAAAGAAACAAGAAAUGUCGUGGCGAAUUAUUGAAAGGGGAAAGAGAUCCCUGCGCGAUUUCUUUUUUUUUUUUUUGCUUUUUUAUUAGGUUACCCAGCGGGAGCCUCUGCGGAGGAGAGAGGCGCCGUAUGGUUGGGAAGUUGGGCGCCUGGGUUGUCGGGAGGGUCCUAUUGUCACCAACAUUGUCUGAAUUUUAGGCUCUUCUAAGUACACCGACACCGAUAUUUGGCAAAUACCUUUUUAAAGGAUUUAUUCGAAAGCACCCAUGGCGUGAUGGAAAUCCGUCAGCUGCUGAGAUGCUUGAAUGCAAAAUAGUCUGCAACGAUCAGCCAUACAAAGCAAGCAUUGCUUAAGAUAACAGCCCUGAAGUCUCAACGGCAACCCCGCACAGAACCUGUCUGCGUUGCCUUGUCUUGUCUUAAGGUUAAACUUGCCCAAACAGCAUUUAGUCCCAUUAAAUAGAAAAUUCUUUAAUGGCAAUGACCCAGACAAGGUUUUAUGAGCCCGCAAGACUGAACACCCUACCUAAACCCUUGUUUUCACUAAAACUGCUGGACGCCAACCUGCUUGAAGUCAUUGCUAUCUAAGGUCUUCCCGUUAAAUAAUGUGAAUUGAGACCUUUAGAUUCUAAGAUGAGAACGACUACGAGUACGAGAUUUUCUCAAUACUAAGUAGUGUGCACACGUGAACCAGCGUCAUUUUGGCGGGAAAACGUGAUAGCUGUGGUCAUUCUACUACGAGUUUUUGCGAGAAUGUCGUAGUGGUGAGAACAAGUUAUUGAAUGUUAGAAGUUUUGUCGCUUUGCGAUCCGAGAGGGCUUAACCUUCUUCAAAAAUGAUAACAGUGCUAACUUUUUGGUGGACAAAACUACUAUAAAGCUUACCGGAGUGCCUAUUUUUUGAGAACACGCAAAAAAAACAUAAAAUCAAAUCUCGUACUCGUAGUCGUUCUCGUCCUUGAAUCUAAAGGUCUCUAAAUUGUGAGCGUGACGGGAAGGAAUGGGGCGCUAAUUUGGAUAAGGUUGCGUAUUUGAGGAAAUACGGUUAUCCGUGUGUGAAUAUUUCUUAUUUCAUCUCUCCUGUUCCAGGAUAUGAAACGAUCGUUGGUGAACGUGGGUUGAAGCUGAGCGGAGGCGAGAAGCAGCGCGUGGCAAUAGCGAGAACUUUGUUGAAGAAUCCGCCGCUUGUUCUCUUAGAUGAGGUAAUGGAUGACUAAGACGACGAGAUUUCACUUAAAUUUUUUGCGUAUUCUAAGAAAGUAGACACCUCGGAAAGCUUAAUUUUACUCUUUUUUGUCACCAGAAGCGUUGGCACGGUUUUUUUUAGUAGUAUUAGUGAACUUACGCAACAGGAGGGGAGAGGAAAAAGAAGGCAAAACCUAGAGUGACAAGCAUGACAGUAAAUUUGGUUGAAAUAACUUUUAGCCAAACUUCACUUUCUUUUUAAAACAGAUCCUUUUUUUUAAAGACCAGAAAACAUUGAUGUUAGUGAAUAUAACGACAAAAUACGCAAGUAAUAACCUUGUCACGUUCGUCACGCACAAGCGAUUUGCGGUCCUCUUCGUCCUGCCGUCCUGUUGCGUUAACUCACUAUUAAUAAAUUCUCAGCCUCUUGGCUACCUUGACAAGGCCCCGGACAAAUUUUCGACCGGCUGAAAAAUGUGAACGGAAUCCUCAUUCACACGGAACUGUUCAACAUUUUCGCUCUGUUCUCACGAACAAUUUAACGGCUCUGACGGCUGGGCGUCUAAAUUUUCGUACGGUCAAGGUGGUUCCGUGUGAACGCAACACUGACCUAAACGUUCGGAUUUUCAACCGUGCGUUGCCGUGUGAACGUAGUCUUAAGGCCGAUUUAGACGGUACGAUUUUUGCUUGCGACUAUCGUGCGCGACUAGCGUACGUCAUGACUUUCGACCAUCUACACAUGUCGUACGGAUGUCGUGGGUCUAAUUUAGACGACAAGAUCUGACGUGAAGUCAUGCGUACGCUAGUCGCACACGAUAGUCGUAAGCAAAAAUCGUACCGUCCAAAUCGGCCUUAAACCGUCCUCGUCUUGGAAUCCAAGUGAACUUUCUGUAAACUGAAAUGGACAUUUUCGGUUCCAUUUAUACCACUAAUCUAAGGAAUUGUGUUUCAUUGAAGGGCCAGGUGACAAUACCUGUUAUUAAUUGAUGCGUGAAGAUAUCAGUGAAAUCGUCUUUCGAUUGUCGUCCUUAGACGUGCCCAAAAUUCUUCCGUAGUUAUCGUUAAGUCUUGGAUUAAUUGAAAGUCUUUGCAUAGGGCGUUUACCAUUAGGCAGAACUGGCGGGCCAGACCAGUUUGAGUCGUUAAGAGACCGUUCAGUCAGAUCCGUCUAUUGCUAAAUAGUAUGCACGGCAUUGAUUGGUUUUGACAAAAACUCUUUAAAAAAAAGCUCACUGAGUUGUUCAAAGUGACCCGUUGAGCCAGCAGGUUCUGAUUUUUCGUAAACACCUUUAGUCUUCAGAAAUUUCAGAAAAAAGGGUGAACUACGUACCCCCGUAUUUAACAUCGACACUGGGUUAGACAUUGAAGGACAGAUUUUUUUUCCGCGUAUCAUAACUCUGUUUUUUCCAUGCGUUUAUUAAGUGACUUAUUGUUGUUUUAUCACUUCAGGCCACUUCUGCCCUGGACACACAAACCGAGCGUAAUAUUCAAGCUUCACUAAACAACAUGUGUAUCAACAGAACUACUAUUGUCGUCGCUCACAGGUAAAUAGAGAAGCAGUGAAGUUUUACUUCGUUCACGUUUGAUUAUUGAUUACAAGUCCUCAGUGCGAUGACACCACUCCUACAAAUCCUAUAUUUAACGUAAUGCCCCGUUUGCUAGUAAAAAGUAUGGGACAGGUCGAAUAAAGGUUAUCUGCCCUGGUGCGGGAAGUGUGUACACGUGCAUAAAAAGCACUGGCAAACACGUGCGAGCAAGCUAUAGGUUUUUAAUUUAUUAAACUCUGACUGCUUGACAAUGUUGUGCGAGAUUUUCAAUCGCAAAGGGUGAUGUGUGAACUCCAAGGAGCCAAUUGCCGGAGAGUCAUUUACAAUCCUCUUUCUGUAACAAUUGUAGGUUAUCCACAAUUAUAAACGCGGAUCAGAUUCUGGUCGUCCACGAUGGCGAAAUAAUUGAACGCGGAAGGUAAGUUGAUUUCGCUUGCACUUGGAACCUGGUAAAUGACUGACUUGUUGACUUUUGAGUAACUGGAUGACUCGUCCACAGUCCUAGAAUAGAAAAGGCGCGGCUUCAUGAUGUUUAUCUUUUUAACGGCAGACACGAUGAGCUGGUGUCAGACGGUGGGGUGUACGCUAACAUGUGGCUGCAACAACAGAAAGCGGAAAUGAAUGAGAAGGAAGGAGGCAUCACAGACAGCGGGGAGGAGUCCAGAGAUGAAUAACGAUUCCGAAGUAAAAAUAAUGAUAGAGUGCAUGAGAGAAUUGAAGAGUUAACAAUAACGAGCACUUCAGGAGAGCUCUACUCAUCGCCAUCCACCUGAGUGAUGCAGCAAAGCUAAAAGUUAGAACUACUUUGCACAGCAUUAUGAACAUUACCACAGGAAAAUACUGCUCAGUAGACAUA